GCCCCGCCCCCAUCUCCUACCCUUCCCUCCCACAGAGCGCGGGCGAGAUCUCCCUGCACAACGUGUCCUCCUUGUUUCGAACCCUAGUGGGCGCCCGAGAGGAAGUCUCUGGGGCUGAACCUGAGGCCGAGGCAGAGGGCGCGACCCCGGAGUCUGAGCCCGCGAGCUCCAGACCUUUCCGGGUUCACUUCUUGCCCUUGGGGGCCGCCCCGACCCUGCACCACCGAAGUCGCUUCUGCAGCCGAUUCCACCUUCUCUACGUGUCGUGCGGGAUGGUUCACCAGCUGAGCCCAGAGCUCGGGGCCUGCGUGGCUCCUGGGGGACGCCUGGUAGUGGAAUUGGCGAGGUACCUUGUGGACUUGCGGGCUAAGCAGCUGGAGAGUUUCUCUGAUCGGGUCCGGGAGCUGGCUGAGGCUGCAGGCUUCGUGGCAGAGCCCCGCGAGGGCCCCCCGGAAACCUUCGCCCGCUUCUCCAGAAAGCCCCAGCCUGUUGGUGAUGCGCUGCAGCCUCAGGAUGGCCCUGAUUUAGGUGUGAAGGCCAAAGCCCCGCCCCUCGAUGGCAUGACUCCUCCCUCAGAGACUCUGAGCCCGCCCCCGGAGGCCUCUGAGCCCGCCCCUCCGGAGAUCCUGAGCUCCUCUUCAAAUGCUGAUGCCGCUAUAGUGCUGGUCCCGCCUCCUGAGGCCUCCGAGCCCGCCCCCUCUGGCAUUCGGAGACCAGCCGAGAGUCCAGACGCUGCUGGAAUGCUGAGCCCGCCCCUUGGCGCUGUGACUCCGCCCCCAGAGAAUCUGAGCCAGCCUAUCGAUGCUGAGAUAGGCCCUCCUGGAAUGCUGACUCCACCCCCUGCGGACCCCACCCCCGCCCCCUCCGGCAUUCCGAGUCCAGCUCUGGGUCCUGAAGAUUCCGGAAAGCUGAGCCCACCCCCCGGGGGGCCCGGCCAACCGUCUGCCACCAGACUCUGACCCCAGCCUGGGGGUGUCCCAGGCCUUCCAGAAUUUGCUUUUGGCCCCGGAUCCCGAGACUCAUGGGGUUCUGGCCUCGCCGCCCUGGCCCCCGAUUUUCUUCAAAGCCCUGCCCUUCACCCCACCAUAGACGCCUUUCUGGGCCCCAGGAUUGUGGUCCCAGCCCCCCGGGAGUCCCUUGCCCUCCCUCCCAUGGAGACAGGAGUUGUUAGAAUAAAGAAUCGGACCCUA
Molecule: messenger RNA, 1190 nt
Organism: Gracilinanus agilis (Agile Gracile Mouse Opossum)
Lineage: Eukaryota; Metazoa; Chordata; Mammalia; Didelphimorphia; Didelphidae
Product: dynein axonemal assembly factor 3-like
Exons: 4
Biological process (GO): axonemal dynein complex assembly; motile cilium assembly
Source: RefSeq, a predicted model, not a curated record